CUUUCUCUUGCUCCCGUCCCGCGAAACGCUUCCUCUAGAAGCUCGAGACGACCCGCAAAUAUGCCGUCGAUCGAAUUCGACGACUCAAAGCCUAGCUGGGCCGAUCAGGUGGAGGAAGAGGGAGAUGAAGGUUCACUCCCUUCACCAAAAGAGACCGUCAAGGGUAACAUCAAGACUGUCACAGAAUACAAAAUCGAUGACGAUGGCCAGAAGUUUAAGAUUAUCCGGACUUUCAAAAUUGAGACACGAAAGGCCUCUAAAGCUGUUGCCAGGAGGAAGAACUGGAAAAAAUUUGGCAACUCAGAAUAUGAUGCACCAGGCCCAAAUGUUGCCACCACUACAGUGAGUGAUGACGUCUUCAUGACCUUCAUCUCCAGCAAAGAGGAUUUGAAUGCUCAAGACCAAGAUGAGGAUCCCAUGAACAAGCUGAAAGGACAGAAGAUUGUGUCCUGCCGAAUCUGUAAGGGGGAUCACUGGACCACCCGCUGUCCAUACAAAGAUACGCUUGGUCCCAUGCAGAAGGAACUGGCCGAGCAGUUGGGGCUGUCCACAGGAGAGAAAGAGAAGGCAGCCGAGCCUGAGCCGGCCCAGCCUGUCCAAAACAAGACUGGGAAGUAUGUUCCCCCAAGUCUACGGGAUGGUGGUACGCGCCGAGGAGAGUCUAUGCAGCCUAACCGCAGAGCUGAUGAUAAUGCUACAAUCCGUGUGACCAACCUGUCCGAGGACACCAGGGAGACCGAUCUGCAAGAGCUUUUCAGGCCUUUCGGCUCCAUAUCUAGGAUCUAUUUGGCAAAAGAUAAGAACACCGGCCAGUCUAAGGGCUUUGCCUUCAUCAGUUUCCACCGCCGUGAGGACGCUGCCAGAGCCAUCGCUGGUGUGUCAGGCUUUGGAUAUGAUCAUCUCAUUCUCAAUGUGGAAUGGGCAAAACCCUCCAAUAACUGAGGAAAUUCCAUAAAUAUUCCAGGAGGUUUAGAUGUGUUCCCCCAAGUGUAAUAAGACCAUGAUCCAAAUAAAUGCAAAUUAUUAAAACA
Danio rerio (zebrafish) is the source of this 1031-nucleotide messenger RNA. RefSeq names its product eukaryotic translation initiation factor 3, subunit G (gene eif3g). Gene Ontology annotation, biological process: formation of cytoplasmic translation initiation complex; translational initiation; cytoplasmic translational initiation. NCBI's taxonomy places the organism in Eukaryota, Metazoa, Chordata, Actinopteri, Cypriniformes, Danionidae. Gene Ontology annotation, molecular function: nucleic acid binding; translation initiation factor activity; RNA binding. The record is from RefSeq and is marked provisional. Gene Ontology annotation, cellular component: eukaryotic 48S preinitiation complex; eukaryotic 43S preinitiation complex; eukaryotic translation initiation factor 3 complex.